AUGGGUCUGCGAUGCGUCUUGAUCACUACUUGUGCUGUGAACAUCGCGCAUGCACUGGCGAGGCUUGUCCAAUUCGAGAUCAGUAUUUCCCAAGAGGUCCGUUCGCCAGACGGAUAUGCGCGCCCUCAGAUACUCGUCAACGGAACAUUCCCAGGCCCGCUGCUUGCGUUGGAUCAAGGCGAUGAUGUGGAACGAUGGCAUGCCCGGGCUCUCAUGCCCGGGCUCUCGCAACGCCCGAUCUUGCCGGGGUCCUCAUUUGUGUAUCGGUGGACCGCGAAUGAGUACGGCAUGUACUUUUAUCAUUCACAUCUGAAAAGCCAGAUCAGCCAUGGCCUCUUCGGUCCGCUGUAUAUUCGUCCUUCAAGUACAGUUGUGAAGCCGUUUGACCGGAUCACCACAUCGAGUCAAGAGCAGGCGCAGUUGGUAAAGACGGAGAAGACGCCAAUUGCGGUAACCAUUUCGGACUGGACCCAUGUGACAUCUCCAGAGUUCACUUCUAUUGAGCAGGAAGCCGACCUCGACGUGUACUGCAGCCAGAGCAUCUUGAUUAACGGCAAGGGCCGAGUGACAUGUCUUUCGCCACAGCAGCAAGAGCAGGAGCUCGCAGAUCCAUUCAAAGCAGCACUCAACGGAAGCAAGCUGCACCCAAGCGGUUGUGCGCCGUUCAUUACUCUCGGGCAAGGAACAUACAGCCACAACUUCUCCGCAGUGCCGGCAGAUCUGAUAGAUGGCUGCGAAGAGACCCAAGCACCGAUCGAACAAUUCCUGGUACAAAAGAACGAUCGGUGGGCGUCGUUCCAUUUCAUCAGCGCCGCGUCGGUACAAGCUCCCAUUACGUCAAUCGAUCAGCAUCCAAUGUGGGUAUAUGCCGUGGACGGUAGGUAUAUUGAGCCCGUCCGGGUAGAUGGACUCCAGAUCUACAAUGGCGAGCGCUAUUCGGUGAUGGUGAAGCUGGACCAGCAGCCAGGCACGUAUAGAAUAAGAGCAGCCAACUACGCCCUCAAUCAGUUGAUCAUCGGCUUCGCCACACUCACUUAUGCCAGUCGAUUUUGGCAUCGGCCGGAUCCUGCGCCGUACUUCACGUACGGAGGAGCGCCGACGUCAACGAAUGUGACGUUGCUCAAUACAACCACGCAGAUUGUACCAUUUCCAAAUGUUCCACCAGCGAGAACGGCAGAUGCGACACAUGUCCUGCGUGUGAAGCGCUUUGGAGGGUCCUGGAAGUGGAUGUUGUCGGGCACGGCCAGCUAUCCAGUCGACUACUCUUCACAGCAUCCGCUGCUGUGGUAUCCGAAUAGUCCGGCCGCGCGAAACCAGAGCCUGGUCAUCCGGACAGUCAACGGCACAUGGGUGGACAUUGUGUUCGUCGUCGAAGCCGAUGUCAACGACCCUGUUGCCCCACCUCACGCUAUGCACAAGCACAGCAAUAAAGCGUACAUCUUAGGUGCCGGUGUGGGCGACUGGACGUGGGAUACUGUUGCGGAAGCUGCACAGGCUCAGCCAGCUUCCUUCAACUUUGUCAACCCGCCGUAUCGGGACGGGUUUGCGACACCAACGGGUACAGGCCAGCACGUAUGGCUAGUCAUUCGAUAUAAGGUAGUCAACCCAGGCGCGUUUCUCUUGCAUUGCCACAUUCAGGACCACUUGGCCGGAGGAAUGGCCGUCGCGCUGCUCGAUGGCGUAGAGGCGUUUCCUGCGAUUCCGAAGGAAUAUGGCCCUAAUUCAGGGCGGCGAGCGUAG
Messenger RNA from Zasmidium cellare ATCC 36951, 1740 nucleotides. Its product is annotated as multicopper oxidase. The record is from RefSeq and is a predicted model, not a curated record. The transcript is spliced from 2 exons. Gene Ontology annotation, molecular function: copper ion binding; oxidoreductase activity. NCBI's taxonomy places the organism in Eukaryota, Fungi, Ascomycota, Dothideomycetes, Mycosphaerellales, Mycosphaerellaceae. Bases 1 to 1740 code for a protein of 579 amino acids.